AGGGCGCGUUUGUAGAUGCGCAGCGAGGAUUUGUGUUUUCUUGCGCGGAUCAAGAAAGGGAGGGAAGGGGGCGGAGCCACUGCUCCACUUUGCAGGGACGCGCUUCGGGGGUCUGGCGAAGCGGUGGGUGCAAAUGUGCCGGGUGCUUUCCUCUCCACACGUUCAGCGAUGCCGGGUUGAGAUGCUUCUCCAAAAUGGCCCGCAGCAGGAAAUGUAAAAAGCACUUUGCAGAGGCCUGAAGUGGGGCAGGAAGUCGGCGGCGCGCUGGGAUCGCCGGGCGCGCAGAGUGAACCCGGGAGCCGGGAUCGCGAACGGGGGAUCUAGAAAUUGCCGCCUCUAAUGCCCCACCGCUUGCGUGGCGCAGACCAAGGCAGAGGAAGGGCUGGGCAAAGAGUCCGGCUGGAGAGAAGGAGCCUCAGCUCUGUGCCCCCAGAGUCUGGGAUCGUGGCCGACAUUGAUUUGGAGAACAUUCUCUCUCUGAGCAGCGAGAGCUUCUACGAACUCAAAAGCCAACCCCUUGGUGUCAGCCCUCCACGGGCUCCAGCUCAAGGUCCUAGCAUGUCAUCCCGGGUUCUACUCCGGCAGCAGCUGAUGCGGGCACAGACACAAGAGCAGGAACGUCGGGAGCAGCAGCAGGCAGCACAGUUCACUCCUGCACCUGCUGCACCAUCCACACCGGCGAUUUCUGUGAGCCCACUAGCUCGCCCUGCACCUGCCCAGGUGCCUGUGGAGGUAUUGAAGGUUCAAACACACCUGGAGAACCCCACCAAGUACCACAUCCAACAGGCACAGAGACAGCAAGUCAAACAGUAUCUUUCUACCGCAAUGGGGGGCAAGAUGUCAACACAGGCAUUAACUGGGACUAGCCCUGGUGCGCCCACCUGCUCACCACAGGCUGCUUCCGCCCCUGAGCCCCCACCUGGCUUGCCUCACCAGCAGGGAGUGGCAGGAGGCACUGGCAGUGCCCCCAAUAGCCCGAUGGCUAUGCUCAACAUUGGUUCCAGCUCUGAGAAAGAGGUGAGUAGAAAUUCUGCUAUCCCCUUCAUCCCUCAUGUUCCCACAGUCUUUCUUGCCUUUUCCCCCCCUCCUUGCUUCCCGAAUAUUUCCAGCUGGCCCCCCUCAUCUCAGAUCCAUCUAACCCCACCCCACUCUCCUCUCUGUCAGAUUGAUGAUGUCAUUGACGAGAUUAUCAGCCUGGAGUCCAGCUACAAUGAUGAAAUCCUAAACUAUGGUGGCCUGCAGAUGCCCAGCACUCUGCCAGUCUCUGGAAACCUCCUGGACGUGUACAGGAACCCAGGAAUGAUGGAGCCAGCUGUAACUGUCAGCAACUCCUGCCCGGCGGACCUGCCCAAUAUCAAGAGAGAGAUGUCAGAAAAUGAAGCCAAAGCAUUUCUGAAGGAGAGGCAGAAGAAAGACAACCACAAUUUAAUUGAACGACGGCGGCGGUUUAAUAUAAAUGACCGAAUCAAAGAACUGGGGACCCUCAUCCCCAAAUCUAAUGAUCCGGAAAUGCGCUGGAAUAAAGGGACUAUCCUGAAGGCCUCAGUGGAUUACAUCCGCAAAUUGCAGAAGGAACAGCAGCGCUCCAAGGAGAUGGAGCUGAGACAGCGCAAAUUAGAGCAAGCUAACCGCAGCCUGCAGCUACGAGUACAGGAGCUGGAACUGCAGGUCCAGAUGCAUGGGUUGCCUUUGACUUCCACCCAGGGGCUUCUGGCACAGUCCUUGGGAGGAGACCCAGCUGCCCCAUUUGCAGAGUCCCUGGAUCUGCCCUUUUCAGCUGAAGAGCUGGGUCUGGGUCUUGCCCUGGGAUCUGAUGGGGGAGCCUUGCAAGACGUUCUUAUGGACGAUGGGACUGCUCUGUCCCCACUGGGUGCCUCUGAUCCACUCCUUUCCUCUGUCUCUCCUGGUGCCUCAAAGGGCAGCAGCCGCCGUUCCAGCUUCAGCAUGGAAGACGAUUCAUGAUGGCAGCUCUUGGCAUUGGGGGCAGUAGGGAUGGAGGCACUGGAAAUGGCUUCACCAUUUUACACGUCUUGUUCUGGCCCAAUGCAGACUUUGCCGCUUACACUCACCGGCUUCAAAUCUCGGAGGCUCCUCUUUUCAGCUUCCACCCCUUCCAUAAUAUUCUGUAUUUUUAAAGGUGCCCUUUUAACAAAAAGGAGGAGCCUCACGGUUGAACUUUCUUCCUACAGAAGGUGAGCUCGAACUAUGUAGUACCAAACUUCCUUCCUAGUAGAAACAGAAUUUUGUUGCAAAUUGUAGGACUGUAUGUUAUCUGCACCCAUUAAGGCUCAGAAACUCAGUGUGAUAAAUUUGUGCAUCUCCAUUACCUAUUCCAAACUUCAGUAGCGUAUGGCUUUAAUGCUGUGCAAGGAGCAUGUAAUCACAAACCUUGAUUCCUUCACUCUAACCUUUAUUUUACACUCUUGCAUCUUUGCUGUAUAUAAUUUGGGCAGAAUUGGGAGGGGAGGAGGAAAGUGGACUUCUUUCAUAGUGUUUUUGCAAAGCAGAGAGCCACUACCUUUUUUAAAAAAGAGAGCUUUAUUUUAUAUAGAUACUGGACUUUUUAAUUUGUACAUCUCAGCCUUUUCCUGUAAUGGUUUCAAAGUUUACUAAACUGCCACUUUCUAGUUAGUGAAACCUUAACAUCUGAGUUGCUUGGCACUCUCCUUCACGAUACAGCUAGCCCAUGUGGAGGGGGGAUGAGACAGUGCCUCUUGGAACUUCACUGGGCAAAGGUGGAGGUCAAAGAAAAGUAAGUGAUGUUCUUGUAAUUGCACAUAUGACUAUUGAAGUGUCAUGGCUGCUCAGCAGAAUUUAAUUACCAUCUCCCCUGUUUUUGUAGGAUAAAUUAAAUUAUAAUCAGUGUUUUUUUAAAAUAAUUUCUUGCUUACCAGAUUGAUGUUAGUAGAAACACAGCAAAUAGGACUGUUUACUAAUUUGUUAGACUUUAAAAAUACUGAAAGCUGAUCUAUGACCUGAUCUCUGGGUGUUUAAAAGAAUGAGCAAAUAUUGUUGCAAAGACAAUCAUUUGGGCUUCACUGGAAACUUCAUCACCACCAUGUAUAUGAAUGCUCUUAAGAUGACCCUGUUCCAAAAGGUUAUCUGAACACACAAACCCUUAGACCUCCGGCAUUAUUGAAUGUCUAGAUUAAAAAAGGAGCUUGGCACUUGUUUUUCAGGAGGGAUAACUCUGAAUCUGGGAGGAACUUCCUAAGAGGAGUGGGGUCUGAAGAUGUACAGGAUGAUAUAGGUUGGAUUCUACAGGAGGACGUGACGAUGUGGGAGUGGGAAUUAUGCACAUCUGGGCAGCUUCUCAGCUGAGACCUUCUUGAGUAGGAGACAAGGAUAUUGGAUUGGGUGGUCAGUGUAAGUGAGAUGUUGCGUAGUGGUAUUUCAGCAUGCCUUGUAGCAAGAAGAAAGAGGGAUGAGGGCAGAGCCACUUGGAAAGAUUAGGUUGGGCAAGUGGUUGCAGUUCUUAACAUGAGUUGAGUUGGACUGUUCAGGGGAUGAAAGAAGGGGGAGAACUGCAGAGGGGAGAGACUUUUUUUCCUCUUUUGUGGAUUCUACAUCCUUAAUGACCCAGAUGCCACUUUCUAUCAUUUUAUUUUGUAUGUUUAAACAUUCCCAAUUACCAGUACUAGAAGCUUCUAAACAAAUAAAUGAACAAUGACCAUUUUCUACA
Candoia aspera is the source of this 3682-nucleotide messenger RNA. RefSeq names its product transcription factor binding to IGHM enhancer 3 (gene TFE3). The transcript is spliced from 9 exons. The record is from RefSeq and is a predicted model, not a curated record. Gene Ontology annotation, cellular component: nucleus. Bases 340 to 1962 code for a protein of 540 amino acids. Lineage: Eukaryota; Metazoa; Chordata; Lepidosauria; Squamata; Candoiidae. Gene Ontology annotation, biological process: regulation of osteoclast differentiation; regulation of transcription by RNA polymerase II; humoral immune response. Gene Ontology annotation, molecular function: DNA-binding transcription factor activity, RNA polymerase II-specific; protein dimerization activity; RNA polymerase II cis-regulatory region sequence-specific DNA binding.